AUGGUGCUCCCCACGAUUAAACCAGACAUCAUGGCUGAGGCCGACGAGCAACCCUCCAAGCGCCGGCGACGCAGCCGGCGGGCUCCCUCCGAUCGCAAGUUCGAAUGUACUCAUGAGGGCUGCGGCAAGAGUUAUUCGCGCGCCGAGCACCUGUACAGGCACCAGCUAAACCACACCCCGAAACAGAUCUUCCGCUGCGAUUUCCCCAAUUGCUACCGCUCAUUCGUGCGCCAGGACCUCUGCAUCCGCCAUCGCGAACGGCAUACCACCCGUGGCUCACAGCUGCAGAAACGCGACAGCUUCGCCAACGACAGCCCCGAUGAAUCACCCCACAAAUCACUCAUGCCGGCGUCCUCGCCGUCCUCGCCGUCCAUGACAGCGACCGACUACCCAUUCCUGACAGGCCCCCCUCCACCCAGUUCCAAAUCGCCUCCAAACACGGUCUUUCCGCUACCCACCUCCACCACCAUCGACACAGCCGGGGUCCCCGUGUCCGGCUACACAGACUUCUCCGGCGUUAUCAGUCAAGCGGACACUAUGCUGGAAUUUGACUCCAUGUCAAAUGCCUACCCGAUAUUCGGCGGCGAGACCUACAACCGAUCACCAUUUGCAAUGGCGGACGACUUUGCAGCGUGGCUAUUCAGCGAGCCUCUCGCACCACUGGGAUACGGGAUGAUGCCGUUCGUGCAGAACCAGUUCUACGUGAACGAGCCAUCGUACAACAACUUUUGCUCGGUGAUUCCGCAGCACCCGAUGAGCGUGACGAGUAUUCUUGACUCUAGCACGCUGCCGGCGAUUAUCUCAGAGGAAAAGCGGCAGGAUCUGUUGCAUCUCAUGGCGACACGAUUCAAUGAAGCGGCGUACUCAGCAGAGGGGAAGCGCAAGGAUGCGCUGAUGGACGGGGACUUGGACAGUGAUCGGCAUGUGCUGAGUCUACGCAUGAUGCAGACGUAUAUUGGCUCGUAUUGGUUUCAUUUCCACACGCAAUUGCCGAUUCUGCAUCAGCCGACCUUUGCGGCAGAUCGAACACCAAAUCUGUUGCUGCUCGCUGUCAUGGCCAUAGGAGCGGCAACGCUGGACAAGGCUCAUGGGCAGGCUGCGACGGAGACAGCCGCAGAACUAGCUAGCUUCAUUGCAUGGCAUUUGCGCUGGGAGAUUUUUAUGGAUGCAGAUUUUAGGCCGCCAGCCCGGCUGUGGGUAUUCCAGGCCCUGCUUCUACUGGAAGUCUACGAGAAGCUAUUCUCGACGCGCGCACUGCACGAACGCGCGCAUAUCCACCACGACACGACCCUGACGCUCAUGCGCCGCGGCAGCUCGCUAAUCGGCCGGUCCUCCUUCGAUACUCCCGAGUCCAAGGAAGAGGACGAGUCGUGGACGCACUGGAUCAAGUCAGAAGCUACUCGGCGCGUGGCGUUCGGGGCGUUCGUGCUCGACUCGACGCAUGCGACUAUGUUUGGACACUCGGCGAAGAUGGUGGCGCACGAGCUGCGCCUGCCCCUACCUUGCGACGAGGCGCUGUGGGCUGCCACCAGUGCCGCCGAGGUCGCGAGGGUGCAGUCGAGUCUGCAGUCGCAUGGAGUCCGGCCGAUCAUGUUCCUGGAUGGGCUGAAACGGACGCUGAACGGACAACCGGUGCGGACGAAUGCUUUUGGCCGGAUCAUUCUGAUGGCCGGCUUGUUGAGCGUGAGCUGGCAUCUGAACCAGCGAGACUUGCAGGUCAGCUCUCUCGGGGUCGGACAAACUCUGGGUGGACGAGAUAAAUGGCGGACCGCUCUGCUGCGGUCUUAUGAUAACUGGCGACGCGACUUUGACGAAGCCCUCGGCCCGGCGACCUCGACCGAGUCGGAGUCGCGCGAUGUGCUGCACGGUCUGGCCCACAUGGCAUCGCAUGUCGACAUCGUGGAUCUCCAGAUCUUUGCAGGUGCCGGCCGCCUGAUGGGCCGGUCGAUUACUGCGCGCGACUACAGUACGGCGCGCGAGAAGACUGACCGCUGGGCGACCAAGGCGUCCGCCCGCGAUGCCACCUUCUACGCGCUCAAGUUCUUGAACGCUUGUUUCUCCGACCCAACCGUCGAGGCCGGCGACUAUGUCGCUCGCGACGACUACCUGCUCAACCGCCCGUGGGUGAUGUACUUUGCCACCCUGGUCGUCUGGUGCUAUGGGUUUGCCUUGGAUGGGCCUUUACGGCCGCCGCCGGCGCUGGCGACGCACGCCGAUCGGCAGCGGAACAUGCAGACGUUCUUGCAGCGCGUGGGUGGGGUGCGCGAGCCGAACGAGCUGGAGGGGAUGAAGGGGCGCAAUGAGUGUCUGGGGUUGCUGAUGAUCCUGCGGGACUCGUUCGCCAAUUCGCGGUGGGAGCUGCUGGGCGAGGCGGCGCGGCUGCUGGACAGCUGUAUCGCGAAGCUGCAGUCGUAG
This is a messenger RNA of Penicillium canariense, 2415 nucleotides long. Its product is annotated as putative C2H2 finger domain protein. The transcript has 2 exons. Gene Ontology annotation, biological process: DNA-templated transcription; regulation of transcription by RNA polymerase II. Bases 1 to 2415 code for a protein of 804 amino acids. Gene Ontology annotation, cellular component: chromatin. The record is from RefSeq and is a predicted model, not a curated record. Gene Ontology annotation, molecular function: DNA-binding transcription factor activity, RNA polymerase II-specific; zinc ion binding; RNA polymerase II cis-regulatory region sequence-specific DNA binding. NCBI's taxonomy places the organism in Eukaryota, Fungi, Ascomycota, Eurotiomycetes, Eurotiales, Aspergillaceae.